GAGCCGGGGCCGGGGCCCAGGAGCGCGGGGCCCGGAGCGGCCGGAGCGCGGGCCGACCAGCCGCCGCCAUGAUGAGCACCAAGGCCUUCACCCUGGUCCCCGCGGUCGAACGGGAGCAGCUGAUGGGCGACAGAGAGCGGGUGUCGCUGGAGUGCGUGGAGUGCUGCGGUAGGAACCUGUACCUGGGCACCAGCGACUGCUUUGUGUACCACUUCCUGCUGGAGGAGAAGACCCUGCCCGCGGGGACUGCCACCUUCACUGCCACCCGGCAGCUGCACAGACACCUGGGCUUCAAGAAGGCAGUGAACGAGCUGCGGGCGGCGUCGGCCCUCAGCCGGCUGCUGGUGCUGUGUGACGGCUGCAUCUCCCUGGUCCACAUGCUGAGCCUGGAGCCCGUGCCGUCUGGCGCCCGCAUCAAGGGGGCCGCGGCGUUUGCCUUGAACGAGAACCCGGUGAGCGGGGACCCGUUCUGCGUGGAGGUCUGCAUCAUCUCGGUCAAGCGCAGGACCAUCCAGGUGUUCCUGGUGUACGAGGACCGCGUGCAGAUCGUCAGGGAGGUGUCGACGCCGGAGCAGCCGCUGGCUGUGGCGGUGGACGGCCACUUCCUGUGCCUGGCCCUGAGCACCCAGUACAUCAUCCUGAACUACAGCACGGGCGCCUCGCAGGACCUGUUCCCCUACUGCAGCGAGGAGAAGCGGCCGAUCGUCAAGAGGAUAGGGAGACAGGAGUUCCUCCUGGCGGGCCCCGGGGGACUGGGCAUGUUCGCCACAGUGGCCGGGAUAUCUCAGCGAGCCCCCGUGCACUGGUCGGAGAACGUCAUUGGGGCGGCCGUCUGCUUCCCCUACGUCAUCGCACUGGAUGACGAGUUCAUCACAGUUCACAGCAUGCUGGACCAGCAGCAGAAGCAGACUCUACCCUUUAAGGAAGGCCACAUCCUCCAGGAUUUUGAAGGAAGAGUCAUUGUCGCCACAAAUAAAGGAGUUUACAUCUUGGUUCCGCGGCCUCUGGAGGAGCAGGUGCAGGGUCUCCUAGCAAGCCACAGGGUGGAGGAGGCCCUUGUGCUGGCCAAAGGCGCCCGGAGGAACAUUCCAAAGGAAAAGUUUCAGGUCAUGUACAGGCGGGUUCUGCAGCAGGCAGGCUUCAUACAGUUUGCGCAGCUCCAAUUCCUGGAGGCUAAAGAACUUUUCAGGAGCGGCCAACUCGACGUGCGGGAGCUCAUCUCUCUCUAUCCCUUCCUGCUGCCCACCUCCUCCUCGUUCACCCGGUCCCACCCUCCUCUCCACGAGUAUGCAGACCUCAACCAACUGACCCAGGGCGACCAGGAGAAGGUGACCAGGUGCAAGCGCUUCCUCAUGUCCUACCUGAAUGAGGUCCGCAGCACGGAGAUGGCCAACGGCUACAAGGAGGACGUCGACACGGCCCUGCUCAAGCUGUACGCGGAGGCCGACCACGACAGCCUGCUGGACCUCCUGGUCACCGAGAACUUCUGUCUGCUCACCGACAGUGCCGCCUGGCUGGAGAAGCACAAAAAGUACUUUGCCCUGGGUUUGCUGUAUCAUUACAACAAGCAGGAUGCUGCUGCAGUUCAGCUGUGGGUGAACAUUGUCAACGGGGAUGUCCAGGACGCCACACGCUCAGACCUGUACGAGUAUGUGGUGGAUUUCCUCACCUACAGCCUCGACUCCGACCUCGUGUGGACCUACGCCGACUGGGUCCUGCAGAAGAGCCAGGAGGUCGGAGUUCAGGUUUUCACCAAGAGACCGCUGGAUAACCAGCAGGGUAGUUUUAACCCAGACGAUAUUAUCACUUGCCUUAAGAAGUACCCUCGGGCUCUGGUGAAGUACCUGGAACAUCUGGUCAUGGACAGGAGACUGCAGAGGGAGGAGUACCACACGCACUUGGCCAUGCUCUACCUGGAUGAGGUGCUGCAGCAGAAGCCCGGCGCCGACGCCACAGGUGCAGCAGUGACCGAGACGCGGGCGAAGCUGCGACACCUGCUCCAGAAAUCCGACUCGUACCGAGUCCACUUCCUCCUGGACAGGAUCCGGGGCGCCGGGCUUCCUAUGGAGAGCGCCAUCCUGCAUGGGAAGCUGGAGCAGCACGAGGACGCCCUGCGCAUCCUCGUCCAUGAGCUGGCGGACUUCCCGGCGGCGGAGGACUACUGCCUGUGGCGAUCCGAGGGCAGAGACCCACCCUACCGCCAGCGGCUCUUCCACCUGCUGCUGGCCCUCUACCUCGGCCCUGGUCCCUCCUCGACUGAGCUGACCGUGGCCGCCGUGGACCUCCUAAACCGCCACGCCGCCGAGUUUGACGCCGCUCAGGUCCUGCAGCUGCUGCCAGGCUCGUGGUCGGUGCAGCUGCUCUGCCCGUUCCUAACGGGGGCCGUGAGGGACAGCAUCCACGCUCGGAGGACCACCCAGGUGGCCGUGGGCCUGGCCAAGUCCGAAAACCUGAUCUACAAAUAUGACAAGAUGAAGCUGAAAGGAAGCUCUGUUCGGCUCUCAGACAAAAAGCUCUGCCAGUUGUGCCAAACCCCGUUCUCCGAGCCUGCGUUUGUCAGGUUCCCCAACGGGGGGCUUGUCCACACCCACUGUGCGGCCAGCAGACACACGAACCCCCGCUCCCCGAGCCCCGGGGCCCGGACUUGACAGGCCUGGCUGGGGGCUCCUCACCAAGCCUGUCGGGCACCCAGAGCAGAGGCCGCUGCGCUCGCACCAGCCGUGGCCGAGGGACAGCAUCUGAUGCUGGGAAAUGGGCUCUUCGCAGCCAUCGGAUGUCAAUGCACGGUCCCCCCAAAGACUCGCCAGACUUGCCUGUCCAGGCACAUCACGACCCCAGACUCUUCCCAGACACCGCCCCCCCUCGCCACCCAGACAACCCCCCCACCGUGCCCCGAUCUGUAGAUGCACAUGUGCUCUGGAAAUGUCUGCUCCAUGGGGACCGGUGGCGGGGGGUGGGGGUGGGGGGCACCAUCCUCAUCCUCACCGAUCGGCCGCUGGCCCCAUCUCGGGCUCUGCCCUGGGGACCGUGGACCUUAGGGAAGUAUCUGUUCCUUCCCACCCCACCCCCCACCCCCCACCCCCCAAAAGGCCUGCCUGUGCACCCAAGCCCCCGCUUUGGGUAAAUUCAUUCACUCUGGAUGCCUCACAGUGAGGGCCCUGAGGACAUGGGUCUGGAAGUCGGUGGCAGGGACGAAACCCACACCGUCUGCUGGUUCGAAACUCCACGAUGGCCGUGUUGGACUGGAAGUUUUUAUUUAAAGUUACAUCCUCUUUGUGGUUUCUCUCUCGUUCAGCAGUGCACCUGUCAUGUUCGUUAGGGACGUUUUUCCUUGUUAAAAUGUAUCCUCUGAUGACUUGGGUGAAAAGCGAAAGGCCGGGGACACCAAGCCAAGUAUACCCUGCAGGGUGGCCUGGGUGGGGCUGGCCAUGGGUGACAGCCGCUGCUCAGUGACGGGGAAUCCACCUCCUCCCGAGGGAGUGCUGCCUGCGAGGAAGUCCAGUCAGGCCGCCUUACCUCCAACACUUUACCCCCUGCCCCGUGGCCUCCUGCACACACGGGACAGAGGGGACAGAUGCUCCCCAGCCUCACAGACCCGGCGUCCCCAAGGAAGCUGACGCUGUGGUUAUUUCACUGCCCUCUUCUGCAUUUCUUCCUGGCGGGGAUUGACUCUAUCAGGGACUAACAAUAAAAGGCCAUGUCCCCAGCCGUGCGGCCUGGCAGCCUCUCAUCAGCCUAUGUGUGACCAGGGGACCCUGGGAGCCAUCCCUCCCUCCAGUCCAGGCCUUACGGACGGGGACACAGAUCAGCCCCUGUUCCGGAAAAACAUUUUCUGUACUAAUAAUGGUCUACAGUCUCUCCUCUUGGGAUCCUGCCCAGGCCGGAAAGCAAAGACAUCCAUGCUCUUUCCUACUGGGUCUCAAUUUCUAAGGAAUAAAUGAUGGAGAAAUUCCA
Molecule: messenger RNA, 3954 nt
Organism: Phacochoerus africanus (Common warthog)
Lineage: Eukaryota; Metazoa; Chordata; Mammalia; Artiodactyla; Suidae
Gene: TGFBRAP1
Product: transforming growth factor beta receptor associated protein 1
Exons: 12
Coding region: 69-2648 (859 amino acids)
Biological process (GO): endosomal vesicle fusion; vesicle-mediated transport; intracellular protein transport
Cellular component (GO): cytoplasm; membrane
Source: RefSeq, a predicted model, not a curated record